UGCUUCACCACUGUAUAAUGAAUCCUAUUAUGAAGCAGAAACAAGAAGGACUCCAAGAGAAUGUAAAGAAUAGUCCUGUCCCAAGAAGAACUCUAAAGAUGAUUCAACCAUCAGCAGCCGGAUCUCUUGUUGGAAGAGAAUGUGAGUUGGUCAAAGGCUUAUCCAAAAAGAAACAUGGGAAUAGCCAGUUAACAUCUAAGACUUCCAGCUCUGUUAUUGUCCCAGAAAAUAGUGAAAAUAAAAAUCUUGGAGGAGUCACCCAAGAAGCAUUUGAUCUUAUGAUUAAAGAAAAUCCAUCCUCUCAGUAUUGGAAAGAAGUAGCAGAAAAACGGAGGAAGGCUCUCUAUGAAGCCCUUAAGGAAAAUGAGAAGCUUCAUAAAGAAAUUGAAGAAAAGGACAAUGAAAUUGCCCGCUUGAAAAAAGAGAACAAAGAAUUGGCAGAAGUAGCAGAACAUGUGCAGUAUAUGGCUGAAGUGAUAGAGAGACUGAAAGAUGAACCUCUGGAUAACUUUGAAUCAUCUGAUAGUCAGGAAUUUGAGUCUGAAGAAGAAACUGGUGAGGAUUCUGAAGUGGAUGAUGACUCAGAAAAUGGUACAUGUGCUGAAGAAAUUGUAUCUUCCUCUACAGAUGCAAAGCCUUGUAUAUGAAUUCAUUAAUAUUUGACUCUCCAGAAAUACACUGCCGAAACUUACCUCCUCUAUAGUUCUUUGUAACAGAGUAAAUAACUAUAUAAUGAAAACUCUGGAAUCAGACUGACUUAUUUGAAUCCUGUGACUGUAUUAUUGUAUCAAAAUACAAAUACUAUGUAUUUUUAAUUUGUGUUUUAUGUAAAUAGCAUUUUCUCACUUGUUUGGUAUGACUUGUGUAUAUGAUAAAUAAACUUAAAUCUCCU
Messenger RNA from Orycteropus afer afer, 892 nucleotides. It is a transcript of the gene GMNN, whose product is annotated as geminin DNA replication inhibitor. Gene Ontology annotation, cellular component: nucleus. The record is from RefSeq and is a predicted model, not a curated record. NCBI's taxonomy places the organism in Eukaryota, Metazoa, Chordata, Mammalia, Tubulidentata, Orycteropodidae. Gene Ontology annotation, biological process: negative regulation of DNA replication; negative regulation of cell cycle.